AUAUGUCAAUGCAUUUGACAGCUGUUUACAAUUUCUCCAUGCGUUUGUCGAGCCCACCGUUGUGUUGCAGGACAAGACUAACAACCUGUUUCAUAUAGUUCAUCUUUAGUUGCACGCCGUGGCAGUUUAUUUGGAAGAUGUCUCGUGCGGGUUUGAGCUGCCCGGGCUGCGGCUCCUCAAACAUUGUAGACGAUCAUCUUUACUGUCAGAGCCAGCUGGUGUGUGUGGACUGCGGCUCUGUGGUGUCCGAAGGAGCUCUGGUCGCCGCCGAUGACCACGUCGGAGGUUCAGAUGUCAGCUACAGCCGAUCCACUGCUGUGGCCAAAAAGCCAUGUAUGAACCUAAUAAAAGGUAUACAGCGUGUGAAAGCCAUAUGUCGGAUUCUCAGGGUCAACAGUGGGAUUGAGGAUCUCUCGCAGACCUAUUACAACCUGGCCUAUCAGCAUGAAAGUUUCAUCAGAGUGAGCCUCCAGAAGAAAGAGGUUCUCGCUGGUUGCUGUGUGCUUGUAUGCUGCAGACUGCUAAAUUGGCCGAUUACCAUGGGAACCAUCAGCUGUCUGCUGGAUGCCGACCCAAUGGUGGUGGGAAUGGUUUACCAAGAGAUGGUCAAGAUUCUCAACAUUGAGCCUCCGAUCAUCAACGUCACAGAAGUGGUGGAGGCCCACAGUCUGGAGUACAAAUUAAGCUCAGUUCAUGUUCCUGAAGAAUAUGCCGAAAACUCUAAGGACUUGACUAAACGUGCCGUGGCCCUGGUGGAGCUGGCAGCAGAUUCCUGGAUAGUGACUGGCCGUAAGCCCAUCCCCGUCAUGAUGGCUGCGAUCUAUCUGUCCUGGCAGUCCUUAAAACCCAACAAGCAUCGCCUGAAAUGCUCUCUGGAAAAAUUCUGUCAGAUUGCCAAAGUGAAUAAGCACAGGCCUGCUUCCAAGAGAAUAACUGAGAUGAAGAAGGUGCUGUGUAAGCUCGGUAAAGAGAUUCCCUGGGUCAGGGAAGCGGUGACGCCAGACAAUGUUGUUCGGCAGGUGGAGGAUAUUCUAAAGCACAGGUACGCCCUGCUUAGGAGGGCUCUGAGAACCCACGAGGAAGUUCUGCUGGCAGAGUGUCAAGCCAGCUGUGAGGACUCUCUAACUGAGGAGACUGCCCCCACUCAAAGCUCUGAGCUUGUAGAGCAGAAUCCAAAUGCAUCCUCUGUGGAACAAUGUGAACUGAAUGCUGAAAGGGCCCAGCGACCAGGAGAUGGAGAUGAUAAUCCAUGCACAGUGUCUGAGCUGCACACUGACAUCCAAGAGAGCCAAGAUCCAACCCCAAACUGGGGGAAGAGAGUGCUGUUUGCUCCCCCGUGUGUGACUCAUCCUAGGAAGAAAAGGAGAGUGGAGCAGCCUGAGCUCAAGGAUGUAACCGGUGACGAGGAAAUCUCUGACAGUGAAAUUGACUCAUACAUCCGCACUCCUCAGGAAGCUCGAGAGUUUACUCUGACACAGCAGCUGUUUUAUGAGAGUGAGAAGUCAUAACCGGACUAUUCCAAUAAAGAUGCAGGUAUUUUUAAUUUCUAUAAGAUUUGGUUCAUUAAGGAGAUUGAUGACCACCACAUGAUGUGCAAUCUGUGAAAAGUGCAGUAUGAUGAUCUCCACUUUACAAACUGUGAAAUGCUUUUCUUUUAAAGGAAAUAUAAGAAUACAUUUAAUUUUAGUUUUCGCACAUCAUCCACACCACAUAUGAAAGUGCCUGAUAUGAGAGAAUUACCUGGUUAUCAACUCUGAGGACACUGCUUCCUCCCCCCUCUGAGCUUAUAGAGCAGAAUCCAAAUGCAUCCUCUGUGGAAUAAUGUGAACUGAAUGCUGAACAUCACACAUCACAUCUGUGUGAUGUCGGGGGACAUUUUCUUUGAUUUUGCACAUUAAGAUGAACUUUCAUUCAAAUAGGCCUUUUUCACAAAGGACAUUUUGACAUGUCACAGUAAGUAAAGCACAGAUGUAAAGUACUUUGUAAUUACUGAUGGCUGAAUUCCAUUUAGCUGCUUCAGUUUCAUGGUCCUGGUAUUGGGCAUGCUGGCUCAAUUCACUGUGUUAUGGCUUACUGGGAGAUUUGAAUAGGACAGAGCCAUUGUUAAUGUUGUAACACUGGUGCUCUUCCUGCUAUUACUAAUCAAGACGUCUGCUGCCAAAAAGGUCUAUUUUGCCAAUGAAGCCUUCAUUGUCUUGAGAACACCAACCUGGUUAUUCUUAUGGUUCACGACUUGAAAAGGUUCAAAUUCAGCCUCUGUAUGUAAAGAACGUAGAGGAUAAUACUUUGUAUAUGCAGCUGACAGCAUUCAGGCCCAUAUAAAAUACUAAAACACCUAAUGUUUUGCAGCCUUACUUUUUUGAUCAGAAAUUCAAAUGUCAUGAACAAAAACAGAAUUGUGCCUACUUGUGCCUAAAUUUCACUGUGUGAAUAACUAGAAUGCAUAUCAUUCAACUGCAGGAAAUUUACGUCAUUGUUGUCAAGCACGCUGAAACAAUCAAUAAAUUCUCACAUUGUUUCAA
Sander lucioperca (pikeperch) is the source of this 2522-nucleotide messenger RNA. It is a transcript of the gene brf2, whose product is annotated as BRF2 RNA polymerase III transcription initiation factor subunit. The transcript has 4 exons. Bases 138 to 1508 code for a protein of 456 amino acids. Gene Ontology annotation, molecular function: TBP-class protein binding; RNA polymerase II general transcription initiation factor activity. The record is from RefSeq and is a predicted model, not a curated record. Gene Ontology annotation, biological process: transcription initiation at RNA polymerase II promoter; transcription preinitiation complex assembly. NCBI's taxonomy places the organism in Eukaryota, Metazoa, Chordata, Actinopteri, Perciformes, Percidae. Gene Ontology annotation, cellular component: nucleus; transcription preinitiation complex.